GAGGAAACAUGAGCAGAGUGACAUAUUCAGAGUCCCGGGCUGAGCGGCGCAGGUCGCCGGAUAAAGCUGCGGAGGAGACGGAGCUCCGUGAUUUUGGGCGCAACAUCUCCGGAGGGGAACAUGUGAGUGGGGAAUGGGCCGGAGGAGACAGGAUUACUGCUCUACACCGCGGACCGACUCCGGAGGAGCCCGGGACAGGGGAGACACUUGCGCCCUGUGACGCACCCGCGGGGAUCUUUUCAUUUUUGCGCAACUCGGGGACGAUCUGGCCAAAGAUGAACGCCAUCGUGUUUAACAAGCUGAGCGGCCAGGUUCUGUUUGAGGACAAGGCCAACGAGGUGGAGAGGAGCAGCAGAAAUUACUUAGAAGUCAUGGAUGGACAACACCCGGACCUUCUCUCCAGCAACCAGGCCAUCAUGGACAACCAGGCCAUCCGACACAGACGGAACGGGGGUCGUCCCGGUGGCAGCAAAGUGCGACACAAGCGUCAGGCCCUGCAAGAUAUGGCGCGGCCGCUCAAGCAAUGGCUGUACAAGCACCGGGACAACCCUUACCCCACUAAGACGGAGAAGAUUCUGCUGGCUUUGGGUUCACAGAUGACCCUGGUGCAGGUUUCCAAUUGGUUCGCCAAUGCCAGGAGGCGGCUGAAGAACACGGUGAGGCAGCCCGACCUGAGCUGGGCCCUUCGGAUCAAGCUUUAUAACAAGUAUGUUCAAGGCAAUGCUGAGAGACUGAGCGUCAGCAGCGAUGACAGCUGCUCCGAUGAUGGCAACAAUCCUCAGAGGACCCAGAACACUGCCGUGGAGUUCACCAAACCCAUGUACCAGAGUGUCAUUAAGAAGGAAGGCUCGACCAUGAUGGGCAUGGCCAUGGGGAUGGGAGCGGGCCUCCCCUCGGCCACCGAAGCCGCCUCGCUGGCCGAUGACUACGUGUCGCCGCCCAAAUACAAGAGCAGCCUGUUGCACCGCUAUCUCAACGACUCACUGCGUCAUGUCAUGGUGGCCAACGCUGUCAUGGAUGCUCGCAAGAGGAACCACUCCGGCUCCUUCAGCUCCAACGAGUACGACGACGAGUUGCUCUCGCCGACCUCCUCGGAGGCAGAGGCGAACUUUGUUUAUCGCGCUGAAACCGCAGAGCACGGAUCGAGUAAAUAUGACAACGGUGGCGUCAGAGCUGAACACCAGGAGAAGGUGAAGGGCAAAGAUGAGACGUACUGGAAGGAGAUCAAUGCCGCCAUGGCCUUGACCAACUUGGCGCAGGGGAAGGACAGUGCCCCCGGGACCACCAGCUGCAUCAUCCAAAAGUCUUCCCAUAUAGCAGAGAUCAAGACUGUUAAAGUGCCACUUGUGCGCCGUUAUUAGCUCCAAGGCGAGCCUCCUCAUUCUAUGCAAACGUUCCCGUUUUGGCAAAGCAUUCAUAAGAGGACUAUUUGGAAGGACGACGAAAUAUUUUGUUGGUUUCAAAGUGUCUUCAGUGGGACUUGUUCCGUGCCGACAUGCAAAAGUGUCGGCAAGUUGUACUGCAGUAUUUCCUAUAGCCAGACACUUUUGUUUUGUAAAAUUAACUUAUUUUUCGGAAUGACUUUUCCCUCCUAUUUUUGAUGCUCAAUGUGUAUUUUGCCAAAGUGACUUUUGCUCUUGUAAAUGCAAAGCACAGAUGCGAGUCGUGCCUCUCUGGAAUUUGUGAAGGAUUAUUUGACCGAUGUUUGGAGUCACUGUCGUGAUACAGGAAGUGGAAGUGUGUGCCUUGAAAGACCAAAUGAGGUCAUCAAUCAUGAUAUGCA
Hippocampus comes (tiger tail seahorse) is the source of this 1783-nucleotide messenger RNA. RefSeq names its product mohawk homeobox a (gene mkxa). NCBI's taxonomy places the organism in Eukaryota, Metazoa, Chordata, Actinopteri, Syngnathiformes, Syngnathidae. The transcript is spliced from 7 exons. Bases 9 to 1361 code for a protein of 450 amino acids. The record is from RefSeq and is a predicted model, not a curated record. Gene Ontology annotation, cellular component: nucleus. Gene Ontology annotation, molecular function: RNA polymerase II cis-regulatory region sequence-specific DNA binding; DNA-binding transcription factor activity, RNA polymerase II-specific. Gene Ontology annotation, biological process: regulation of transcription by RNA polymerase II; muscle organ development; cell development.